Molecule: messenger RNA, 1060 nt
Organism: Scaptodrosophila lebanonensis
Lineage: Eukaryota; Metazoa; Arthropoda; Insecta; Diptera; Drosophilidae
Gene: Blos4
Product: biogenesis of lysosome-related organelles complex 1 subunit 4
Exons: 3
Coding region: 452-955 (167 amino acids)
Cellular component (GO): BLOC-1 complex
Source: RefSeq, a predicted model, not a curated record
AAAAUAAAUGCUAAUAAUCAAAAUUGAAAACACAACGUAAAAGAGAACUGUAAAAUGUUUUUACAUUUUAUAUGUUAUGUUAUGUUAAUUAAAGAAAAUAGAUCAGUUUGCUUGACAGCAAUGGCGGAUUGAAUUCUUUUUGAUGAGAUGAUAGAAAAAUAAUGCAAUAAUAAACUGCCUUGAUAAUUGAUACACGAUUAAACUUGUAUUAUUUAUUAUCAUGGUGAAAUAUUUCUACAAAAAAUAUCAGUUUCCUGGACAAGAAUGACGGAGGAAAGAGCAUCGCAGCAUUGAGUUUUUAAAUGGAAAUUAAUAGUCAUAUUUAAGAUCAAGAAAUUAACAUAAUUAGAAAGUGGCUGGGCAGUCAAUUGUUAAAGAAGAACGCCCAAAAAGUCGCUGAAAUUCGAACCCAAGAAACUUCACAACAAAUAGAGCAGUUAGCUGGACAGGAAUGGCGGACAAAAGUGCGGCGCAGGACUACGCGCAGAUAUUAAAGAGCGCAGAUUUAUCCAAAGAGAUAAAUCCGCUUAUCGACCAUAUAGAUGACAUGUUGAUGUCGCGUUUGGAGGAAUUCGAAACGCUGCUGGCCAAUGUGCGCGCCGAGUCCAAUGGCAUUAUGGGGAAUCACGUUAGCAACAUAAUUAGUUUUAGUGACGAUUUCGCAGAGCUGCGCACCCGAAUUGACAAUUUGGAGGAAUUUGUGGGCGUGGUCAACGCCAAUCUGAAUGAGGUGGAACGUUCAGUGGAUGUGGCUGAACAGGAGCUAAGUGUCACGGAUUAUAGUCUAAGGGGUCUGCUGCUGAAGCCCCUGAAGGCCAAACUAAGUCCCACCGACGCCUCAGAUCAGACACCUAAGAGUAAUCUGAGCGCUGAAGGCGAUUUCCAACCGGUUCCGAUCUUCAAGAGCGACAAUUACUUUGGGCCCGCCAAAGACAACUUCGAGACGUCAUCGUAGCGAGCGCUAAUUUUUCAGUAAGCAAAUAUUUUUUAGUGAGUAGCUAACAAAAAUCACUUUUUGUAAACCGCAGCUUUUUUCUGUAAAUAUUAUUGUUUGUUUUUA